GUUCAACUCUAAAGAAUGAUCAUCUAAAGAAAAAAAAAAAUCAAGUAGAGGGACAGAAAGAGUGAGAUGGAGAAGGUUGAACACAAGACAAUGCGAGUGAAUGGGAUAAACAUGCACAUUGCAGAAAUGGGUCAAGGCCCAAUAGUUCUAUUCCUUCAUGGCUUCCCGGAACUAUGGUACUCGUGGCGCCACCAAAUGCCGUUCAUGGCAGCUCACGGCUAUCGUGUGGUAGCCCCGGACCUCCGAGGUUUCGGAGAUACCACGGGAGCACCCAAAGGUGACUUCACGAAGUUCACCACCCUCCAUGUUGUUGGUGACCUUGUGGAACUCCUUAACAUCAUUGCCCCUGACCAGAAGGUGUUUCUAGUUGGCCAUGACUGGGGAGCAAUGAUUGCUUGGGCUAUGUGUUUGUAUAGACCAGAUAAGAUCAAGGCCCUUGUGAAUAUGAGUGUUCCAUUCUUCCCAAGAAACCCCAUUAUAAGGCCCAUUGUAGCUCUGCGCGCUAUUUAUGGAGAUGAAUACUACAUUAUAAGAUUCCAGGAGCCAGGAGAAAUAGAAGAAGAGUUUGCUCAAAUAGGAACCAAGACAGUAUUGGAGAAGAUGCUGACUAUCCGAGACCCUGAACCAUUAAAGUUGCCCAAAGGAAAGCCAUUUGACGACUCUCCAGUCAUAUUACCCCCUUGGCUCACUGAAAAGGAUGUUGAUUACUAUGCUACCAAAUAUGAGCACACUGGCUUCACUGGUGGAUUGAAUUAUUACAGAGCACUUGAUCUAAACUGGGAACUGACAGCACCAUGGACGGGGGCAAAAAUAGAAGUACCAGUUAAGUUCAUAGUGGGAGAUUUGGACCUAACUUAUAAUUCAGCAGGAGUCAAGUUUUAUAUCAACAAUGGUGGGUUAAAGAAAAAUGUACCUUUGCUAGAAGAUGUGGUUAUCUUGAAAGGGGUAGCACAUUUUCUUCAACAAGAAAAGCCUGAUGAAGUUAACGAACACAUCCAUGUCUUCUUCCAGAGCUUUUCUUCCUCUGAAACUUCUGCACUUUGAUAUUCCUUUGAAGUUGCACAAAACCAGAAAAUGGAGUUGUACAAGAAUCAUUUCAUAUGCUUUAAUAAAUUAUAGUAUCAACGCCAUGUAUCUUUUUCCAAAUAGUAUCACCUAACCUAAAUAAAGUUGGUUUCCAAUU
Solanum verrucosum is the source of this 1183-nucleotide messenger RNA. RefSeq lists its product as uncharacterized. The record is from RefSeq and is a predicted model, not a curated record. Bases 67 to 1044 code for a protein of 325 amino acids. The transcript is spliced from 3 exons. Lineage: Eukaryota; Viridiplantae; Streptophyta; Magnoliopsida; Solanales; Solanaceae. Gene Ontology annotation, molecular function: hydrolase activity.